UUGUCAGGAGAGGUUAUACAGAAAGGUUGACAAGAACAGAAAUACACGAAGCAAAGCUAUGAAGAAAUCUUUUAAUAACAGCACCAAGGACUUUAACUCUGAAAAAUCAAGCAUUUUAUCAGAUUCCUAUAUGUUCUCACAGGAGAUAGUGAACAUAAACCCCAAACCUUUCUCAUGUUCUGAAUGUGGAAAAUGUUUUGUCACUAAAGCAGGUCUUGUCCGUCAUCAGAGAACUCACACAGGAGAUAAACCAUUCUCAUGUUCUGAAUGUGGAAAAUGUUUUGUCACUAAAGCAGGUCUUGUCAAUCAUCAGAGAACUCACACAGGCGAGAAACCGUUCUCAUGUUCUGAAUGUGGAAAAUGUUUUGGGCAACAUUCAAAUCUUGUCAGUCAUCUGAGAACUCACACAGGAGAGAAACCGUUCUCAUGUUCUGAAUGUGGAAAAUGUUUUCGGCAACAUUCAACUCUUGUCAGUCAUCUGAGAACUCACACAGGAGAGAAACCGUUCUCAUGUUCUGAAUGUGGAAAAUGUUUUCGGCAACAUUCAAAUCUUGUCAGUCAUCAGAGAACUCACACAGGAGAGAAACUGUUCUCAUGUUCUGCGUGUGGAAAAUGUUUUGUUCGUAAAACAGUGCUUGUUAGUCAUCAGAGAACUCACACAGGAGAGAAACCAUUCUCAUGUUCUGAAUGUGGAAAAAGUUUUGUUCGUAAAGCAGUGCUUGUCAAUCAUCAGAGAACUCACACAGGAGAGAAACCGUUCUCAUGUUCUGAAUGUGGAACAUGUUUUCGGAAGCAUUCAACUCUAGUCAGUCAUCAGAGAACUCACACAGGAGAAAAACUGUUCUCAUGUUCUGCAUGUGGAAAAUGUUUUCGGCAACAUUCAAAUCUUGUCAGUCAUCAGAGAACUCACACAGGAGAGAAACCGUUCUCAUGUUCUGAAUGUGGAAAAUGUUUUCGGCAACUUUCAAAUCUUGUCAGUCAUCAGAGAACUCACACAGGAGAAAAACCGUUCUCAUGUUCUGAAUGUGGAAAAUGUUUUCGGCAACUUUCAAAUCUUGUCAGUCAUCAGAGAACUCACACAGGAGAGAAACUGUUCUCAUGUUCUGUAUGUGGAAAAUGUUUUGUUCGUAAAACAGUGCUUGUCAGUCAUCAGAGAACUCACACAGGAGAGAAACCGUUCUCGUGUUCUGAAUGUGGAAAAUGUUUUGUUCGUAAAGCAGUGCUUGUCAGUCAUCAGAGAACUCACACAGGAGAGAAACCAUUCUCUUGUUCUCAAUGUGGAAAAUGUUUUGUUAGUAAAUCACAGCUUGUCAAUCAUCAGAGAACUCACACAGGAGAGAAACCAUUCUCUUGUUCUGAAUGUGGAAAAUGUUUUGUUAGUAAAUCACAGCUUGUCAAUCAUCAGCAAACUCACACAAAAGAGAAACUGUUCUCAUGUUCUGAAUGUGGAAAAUGUUUUGUCACUAAAGCAAAGCUUGUCAGUCAUCAGAGAACUCACACAGGAGAGAAACCAUUCUCUUGUUCUCAAUGUGGACAAUGUUUUCGGCAACAUUCAACUCUUGUCAGUCAUCAGAGAACUCACACAGGAGAGAAACUGUUCUCAUGUUCUGCAUGUGGAAAAUGUUUUGUUCGUAAAGCAGUGCUUGUCAGUCAUCAGAGAACUCACACAGGAGAGAAACCAUUCUUAUGUUCUGAAUGUGGAAAAUGUUUUGUCACUAAAGCAAUGCUUGUUUGUCAUCAGAGAACUCACACAGGAGAGAAACCAUUCUCAUGUUCUGAAUGUGGAAAAUGUUUUGUUCGUAAAACAGUACUUGUCAGUCAUCAGAGAACUCACACAGGAGAGAAACCAUUCUCAUGUUCUGAAUGUGGAAAAUAUUUUGUCACUAAAGCAAAGCUUGUUCGUCACCAGAUAACUCACACAGAAAAUAAACCGUUCUCAUGUUCUGAAUGUGUUAAAUGUUUUGUCACUAAAGCAGAGCUUGUUCAUCAUCAGAGAACUCACACAGGAAAGAAACCGUCCUUACAUUCUGAAUAG
Molecule: messenger RNA, 2035 nt
Organism: Pelobates fuscus (common spadefoot toad)
Lineage: Eukaryota; Metazoa; Chordata; Amphibia; Anura; Pelobatidae
Product: oocyte zinc finger protein XlCOF7.1-like
Exons: 1
Coding region: 59-2035 (658 amino acids)
Biological process (GO): regulation of transcription by RNA polymerase II
Cellular component (GO): nucleoplasm
Molecular function (GO): RNA polymerase II cis-regulatory region sequence-specific DNA binding; DNA-binding transcription repressor activity, RNA polymerase II-specific
Source: RefSeq, a predicted model, not a curated record